AUGUCCCUGUCAGCUAGUCCGGCUCCACCUAUUGCGGGUCUAGGCCCGUUGGUGGCCGGAGCAGGCCCGCCGUCAGCAGACUCUCUACUCCUCACACUACGCAACAAACCGCAUGCAAGAGUGUUCCGCGCUUUAUUCCAGUACCUACCUCUUCGUGAUUCUCCAAACGAGAAUCCUCAGCUUGAACUGGCGCUGGCACCUGGUGAUGUGCUGCUGGUCAAGGGCGAAAUGGAUUCGGACGGCUUCUACCGUGCAGAGACUUUGGAUGGUCGCACUGGUCUGGUACCCUCGAAUUACGUGGAGCGAGUGCCGGAUUCGGUACUUCUUUGCAAUGCCAGAGCUCCCUCACCAUCAUUUCCCCUUCAUGUCCCUCAACAUCACUCUUCCAUCACGCACGACUUUUCCGAACCUGACCACAGCCAGUUGCCCGACUCAGUCUGUCCCUAUCCACCAGCAGACGUUUCUAAGGUCACCGUGCAAGAGAUUAAGCAGAAUGACACUCCAAGAGUGCCAUGUCCUCGAGAUUUGGUUGUGGAGAAGAAGAUGUCGCGAUCGGUGGUGGUUGCCUGGUCGCCGCCUGAAGAAUCGUUCGUCGCCGUAUCGCAGUACCAUGUUUGUGUGGACGGACAAGUUCGAGCAGUUGUUCCUGGCUCUUACAAGUGUCGAGCGCUGGUUGAAGAUGUCGCCUUGGACGGCUCGGUGAAUCUCUCCGUACGAGCGCUGUCGGACCAAGGUCAUAGCCCAGACGCAGCCUGCACUAUAACGCUCGGCAAUGAAGCGGCGGUUGCCCCACAGCACCUCCGUGUGUGGGCCGUCACCCCGUUGUCCGCCUGUGUCCGAUGGUACCCGUCAAACAGCAACGCUGACCACGUCGUCUCGUUGAAUGCCGUCAAAGUGGGCGUCUGUCCCCCGACCGUCUUCCAGGUUCAACUGCAAGGUCUCCAGCCGUCCACGAUUUACCGAGUAUCAGUUCGCACGAAGCAUCCGAAGGCUGUGUUGGAACAACGUCCCGUCGAGCGCUGCUUGGAUUUCAAGACCCUCCCAAAAAUUGGUCUUCCCGACCCGCCUACGAACGUUCAGGCAGAAAACGGACCUCAAGCGGGUACUCUUCUCGUUUCGUGGACUGCUGUCACUAAUCAGCCAAAACCACCUUCUCGAGCCGCAGUCCAUUCGUACCUAAUAUACGCCGACGGCAAGAAUAUCGCCCAGGUGCCUUCAGCUACAGCCGACCACGUUCUGUUGCGAUUGGCAGACCUCUCCGACGAUCCUCCAAUUUUCAUCACAGUUCGGACUCGAACGCGAGAGGGUGCAGUGUCGUGCGACUCAAACGUGGCUCGCGUUCCUCGUGGUCCGUCUUUUGGAGCGAUUUCUGACGGCCUACUUCAGACCGCUCCUCUAUUGGAUAUGGCGCAGUCCUACCCCACCGGUCAUUACGCUACAUCUCUUCCUGGGCCACAGACUGCACCUUACACUGCCCCACCAAUGCUCACUUCAAUGCCCUUUCAAGCUAAUCCACUUUCUUCGUAUACUGCCUCAGCCAUUCAGGGAUACAAUAGUUUAGUCGGCGCCGACCGUAUACCUACAGCAGCAGCAACUCUUGGCAGUAAAGCCAUGGGCGGCACGAUACCAGGGGCCGCGCAGUUACCCUCUGCAACCCUGCCAAUGGGUGCAGUGGGGGCUGGGGCGAUGCCCAGUGGCAUGAACGCUUCUGGCGGGACGUUGCCGAUUUCUACCGCACUAGGGACCAGUUCUAUAGCUGGAGUGCUGUCGACGACGCCAGGACCACUUCCAAAGUGGAAGACGUCACAAAUGAAGCAAUACUACACGUUUCACCCUCGAUUGAUCCGCGGAGAUGGAACAACCACAGACGAACCGCGGCCAUCCGUUCCUGAUAUGGAGAACAGUUAUCUGCUGCGACACCGUCAGUCGGAAUGGGGAGGGCAUUCUGAGUGGGCAGGACCUACAGACGCUAGAAUGAGAGUGGAAGCAUAUGCACGACAGGGCGCUCGAGCCGGAAGCGCCGACGAUCGACCUCCUGCGAGGCACAGGCUGGUUCCGCCACGAUUAGCAAGAGUGAAAAGCGAAAGUGGAUUUGGCACGAGAAGUGAGCCCGACUUGCGACCGCCCACACUGGAAGACGAUUGUCGCUGGUUCGUCGCCCUGUUCGAUUAUUCACACCACAUGUCACCCAAUGCCAACGCAGAAGCGGAUGAGCUUUCUUUUAGGAAGCACCAACUAAUCAAGGUAUAUGGCGAGGUGGACGCAGACGGCUUCUAUCAUGGACAAAUAGGCAACCGAGUUGGUUUGGUUCCGUCGAAUAUGGUCAUUGAAAUCGCAAAGGACGACUUGCUACCGAGGAGAACGCGGUCGGAGGCAGUUGCAGCCGAACCGUCCCUACGAAGAAUGCGAUGGGGUUCAUUGAAGUCGAGAAGUUAUGACCACGCUGGUGACAGAAGAACGCACGACAGACCGCCCACCUCUUCUCACUUUGCCUCACUUGACCGGCGAGAAAUGGAGCGACGGGAGAUGUCUGCCACUAGAGUGGACAGGUACCGCAGAAGUAACGGGCGAGACUACGAGUAUCGAAGAGACUACGACGAUCGGUAUCGAGAGCCACGAGAUAUGCGGGAUCAUCGGGAAAUGCGCGAACCCCGAGAUUUGCGCGAGCCCCGAGAUAUGCGUGAUAUGCGCGACUCGCGCGCCAUCCGCGACGAUUACCACCGCGACUACAGAGAUGAAGAAGAGUACCGUGGCGAGAAGUACCGCGAUCGAAGUUACGAUCGCGAGCGAGAAAGGGAGCGAGAGCGAGACUACGAGCGCAGAGACGACCGAAGAGAGGAUCGACGUGACCGGGAAGAACGACGAGAAGCAGAAAGGCGGGAGGAACGAAGAGAAUACGAACGCCGGCACGAUUACCCACGAGAGGAUAGGGAUGGCUACCGAAGGGAGAGGCGAGAAGAAGGCUACCGGGAAGACCGUCAUUACGAUCCUUACGCGUCACGUUACGACUCCGGCGUGCCGGGACCAUCUGGAACGAGUCAGGUUGCAGCUCAGCUGCAGCAACAGUCAGUGCCUCAAGGACCUCCUCAAAUGGCUCAAUUAGCCCAUCAGCUAGGCCAAAUGCAGAUGGUUGCGUCAGCGAUGCAGCCAACUUCUUCCCAACAAGCUACGUCUGCGUUACAUGCAGGAAUGCAGCCUGGCGUGUUGCCUGAUACGGGUGUAAAUGGCGUGCCGACAAGGAAAAUGGUGGCUAAAUUCGACUACGAUUCUCGACAGUUGAGUCCAAACGUAGAUGCUGAACAGGUUGAACUGUCCUUCCGGCAAGGCGAUAUAAUCACGGUCUUCGGAGAAAUGGAUGACGACGGUUUUUACAUGGGAGAACUGAAUGGUCUGCGUGGUCUCGUGCCUUCUAAUUUCUUGCAGUCUUCACCUCUCACUUCUCUCGGCCCAUCCCAGCCAACGGAGCCGAUGCGAAAAGGAGUCGCCUUUUCGGAUGCCCAAGCUGGCGCAGCGAAGAAGAGCAUGCCGGCGCGACAAAUGUCGCAGACCUCGUCAGUAGCACCAGCGGCUGCGAAACCAGCUUCGAAAAAGUCUACAGCAGCGGCUCCCACCAAGCCGCUUGCGAAAAAGACAAGUGACGUCAGCAAGACAGCUCCGAAUGUCCGGAAGACGAGCACGGCAGUUAAAAAGGCUGACUCGUCCGCCAAGAAGAAAUAA
Molecule: messenger RNA, 3717 nt
Organism: Necator americanus (New World hookworm)
Lineage: Eukaryota; Metazoa; Nematoda; Chromadorea; Rhabditida; Ancylostomatidae
Exons: 17
Coding region: 1-3717 (1238 amino acids)
Biological process (GO): neuromuscular synaptic transmission
Molecular function (GO): protein binding
Source: RefSeq, a predicted model, not a curated record